CCUCAUUUAGAAUAGACGAUCGACCGCCGUAUUCGGUCAGGUUGAGCACGAGCGACGACCACGGAAAUCAAUGAGCCGCGCCUACGCGUUCCGGCAGUCUUAUAGCAAUCCGAUAUCAUUGACUACCGAGUUAUUCGCGUACAGACAGCUUUUACAUCGUCGGCAGCAGACUUGGGGUGCUGCCUCAGAUCUCUCCGAGCUACCCGGCCCUUUAGCGACCGAUGGAAAAUGCCGAUGAUUUGUUUACUCGGCCGGAUAUAAAGAGAGUUGUUGACUCCAUUCGACAUCAUACGAUGUCAUCCAUCAUACGACACGCCAGGCACCCGACAUCAACGCCAGCCUUAGCUAUCCCGCCUCAUAAAAAUAGCCGGCCGGGCAUUAAUCCGCUUCCUUAACAUCAAUUUCACACCAUUAUGUCCAUGAGACGAAGCCGCUGUUGUCUUCUUAUUGUCUACUUCGUCGUCGGCCUCGUGACCGCGAUCCUGUGCAUGGUCUUGUUUCGGCCGAACUCGGCCAUCACGCUCAACCGCUUCUCUUCCUCCCUUUUCGCAACGCUAUCGUCGCAUUCCAUGGCGGCGGCAAAGCAGCCCGUCAUCGUCGUCGGCUCCGGCCUGGCCGGCCUAUCCGCGACACACCAAGCCCUGAGAGCAGGUGCCGCCGUGCACUUGCUCGACCGCGCGCCGAAACCCGGUGGGAACAGUAUCAAAGCCUCGUCGGGGAUUAACGGCGCCGGCACGCGAUUCCAGCGGGCCCUUGGCAUCGCCUCCGACGAGAGUUUCCUGGCUGACACGGUGCGCUCGGCCGGGCACAAGUUCCAAGAGGGCCCCGCCGGCAUUGACCGCAAGGCUCUCGUUGAGCUCUUGACCUCACGAUCAGAAGGCGCCGUCAACUGGCUCGCCGACGACCUGGGCGUCGAUCUGAGCGUCGUCGCGCAGCUCGGCGGGCACUCGGUCGCGCGCACGCAUCGCGGCGGCGGCAACCUUCCCCCCGGCGCUGCUAUCGUUUCGACGCUGUUAGAAAAGCUCAAGGCGAGUUCGGACUUCACCCUAGAGAGCUCGGCCGAGGUGACUGAGUUGCUAGUCAGCGGCAGCGGCAGCGACGGGGCUGUUAAGGGAGUGCGCUACCGCACCGCCGACGAGCAGUUCCACGACCUUGAGGGCCCAGUAGUCUUCGCAGCGGGUGGAUUCGGCGGGGACCCGCACGGCUUGCUAUCGAAGCACCGACCGGACCUGACGGGUAUACCCUCUACCAACGAAGAGCGGCCUGCUCCACACGGCCUGCUCUCGGCAAUCGGCGCCGAAUUCGUCGACAUGGACAGCGUGCAAGUGCACCCGACCGGGUUCGUCGAUCCGAAGGAUCCAUUUGCGCCGUACAAGUUCCUCGCGGCGGAGGCGCUGCGGGGCGAGGGCGGAAUCCUGCUCUCGGGCCAGACGGGCGAGCGGUUCAUCGACGAGCUGAAGACGCGUGAUGUCGUCAGCGGCGCCAUCACGGCGCUGCCGCGCGCCACGGCGCCCGAGUCGUCGCCAGCGGCGCAGCAGUGGGACGUCACGCUGCUACUCGACCCGGGCGCGUGCGAAGCGGCCGCGUCGCACAUCGGGUUCUACCUAUGGAAGGGUCUGGUGGAGAAGAAGAAGGUCAGAGAUCUACCGCCGGCGGUCAUCGCGUCAGUCGACCAGUACGCGUCGAUCGUGGCAUCUGGCGGGGGCGACCCGCUAGGCCGGACAGCCUUCGGGCACUGGAGACUUCCGUCCGGCGAGGCGAACCGCGAGGAGGAGGUAUGCGUGGGCACGGUGACGCCCGUGGUGCACUUUACAAUGGGCGGGGUGGCAUUCGACACGCAGGCGAGGGUCCUGCGGCCGGCGGAAGGAAACGCGCUCGCGCCGGUGCCCGGCCUGUGGGCAGCGGGCGAGAUCACGGGAGGCAUACACGGCGCGAAUAGGCUGGGUGGUUCAUCGCUGCUCGAGUGCGCGGUGUUCGGGAGGAUCGCGGGGGCCGAAGCGGCGGAGAGCUUAACGAAGAGUGUAUAACGAGGAGCGAUGAGGGCAGCGGCAAGUUAGGUGUAAUACGGGACACAUAAAUUCGGCGAAUUCGGUAAGAGAGAAAUAACGAAUCCCCUGAUCGCUCGUGUAGUCAUGAACGGUGCGCGGAGAGGUUGGGAGGUGUGUGUAAGUUACCAUCGACCUGGCUAUACUCAGGAGUAAGACAUGGCAUCCGAGCCGGUCAUCGCAUCUAUGCGCGUACGUAGGAGGAGUAGGACUAGAUCUGGGUUAGAUAGUCGUUGGCGAACGUAGGCUAGAGACUUUGUCAACGCUGCCGCAUGCGUCCGAGGAAUGGUCUGUUGGUAAACUUCACUCAAACCCCCUAA
Messenger RNA from Durotheca rogersii, 2365 nucleotides. RefSeq names its product Flavocytochrome c. The coding region runs from base 414 to 2027 and encodes 537 amino acids. NCBI's taxonomy places the organism in Eukaryota, Fungi, Ascomycota, Sordariomycetes, Xylariales, Xylariaceae. Gene Ontology annotation, molecular function: FMN binding; oxidoreductase activity. The record is from RefSeq and is a predicted model, not a curated record. The transcript is spliced from 2 exons.